AUGUGGUGCUGCAGUGGGGAGGAGGAUGUCCCGGAGUGGCUGGCCAAGGAGCUGCCAGCGCCGGAGCGGAGGGAUCGGCUGCCGCCGCCGGCACAGCAGGAGAAGAGCGUCAGCCUGUGGUCCAUCAUCAAGGAGUGCGUGGGCAAGGACCUGACGCGCAUCUGCCUCCCCGUCUACUUCAACGAGCCCCUCUCCGCCCUCCAGCGCAUCGCCGAGGAUUUGGAAUACAGCGAACUGCUUGACACGGCUGCCACAUUCCCGGCGGGCAGCGAGGAGCGCAUGCUGUACGUGGCGGCAUUUGCAGUGAGCGGCUACUCGAGCACGGCUGGGCGCACCAGCAAGCCCUUCAACCCCCUGCUGGGCGAGACUUACGAGAUCGUGCACCCUGAGAAGGGGCUGCGGGCCAUUGUUGAAAAGGUGGUGCACCACCCCACAGUGCUGGCAGCCUACGGCGAGGGGCGCGGCUGGAAGUUUGCCGGGGAUGCAGACGUGAAGAGCAAGUUCUGGGGCCGCUCCAUCGAGCUGACCCCCAUCGGCUUGCUGACCCUGUCCUUCCAGGACGGGGACUGCAUCGGGAUGCUGAAACAGGUGGUGUCAAGCAUCAACAACCUGAUCAUUGGCAAGAUAUAUGUGGACCAUGGGGGCACCAUGCGCAUCCACAGCUCCGCCAACGGCCUUGUGUGCAAGCUCAAAUUUCGGGAGCAAGGCGUCCUGCGCAUGCGCGAAGCCCACGAGGUGCGGGGCCACCUGGAGCUGCCGACUGGCGAGAAGAUGGUGAAGCCGCUGCUGUUCGGCAAAUGGGAUGAGGCUAUGUACGCAGAGAUGCCUGACAACACACAGAGCCUGUUAUGGCAGAAGUCUGAGCCCCCUCCAGACCCCACCAGGUACAAUUUGACCAAGUGGGCCAUUCAGCUGAAUGAGAUCACGCCUGGCCUGGAGGAGAAGCUGGCGCCGACGGACUGCCGCCUGCGCCCAGACCAGCACCACCUCGAGCUGGGCCAGUACGACCAGGCGAACGCAGAGAAGCUGCGGCUGGAGACGAAGCAGCGCGCAGCGCGCAAGGCGGCGGAGCGGGGUGACCCGAUCAGGCCGCGCUGGUUCACGCGCGUGGAGGGCGCCGAGCCGGGCAAGCAGCAGGCCUACGUCUAUCAUGGCGGCUACUUUGAGGCGCGCGAUGCCGGCCACUGGCCCGGAGUGCGCGACAUCUUUGGCGCUACUGACCCCCCGGCCAGCCCCACUUCCCCGCAUGCGCACUGACGCGCUCCGGGGCUGCACUAUCAUGACAAUCAAGAUAUCUUUCUCUUCCGCUGGCUGGCGUUUGCUUGCAUGUUUGAUUGCCAGCGCUGCAGAUGGGUUUCCUGCUCAAGAAGACUUUGAUCUGGUCAGCAGCCAUCUUUCGCACCUGCAGCAGCUUGAUCUCGGCAUUGCAUUUAAGAUUGUAUUUAAUGGCGCAGUCGUGCGGUGUGACGAUUGCAUGGUAAUGCAUAAAGUGCCGGCUGACGAAGUACUACUUCGUUAGUAACUCGAGUGCUUUGCAAAGUAAUGUUGUGACAACUUGUGUUUGGUGCAAUUGCAAGUGAUUAUCAAUUUCCUGCACAGGAGCUGUGUUGCAUGUGCGCAUCGCCUACUUGCCGGUCUGACCUAUUGUGUGCCACCCUUGCUUGAUGCUUGAUGUAAGCAGCCCCUCAAGAUC
Molecule: messenger RNA, 1693 nt
Organism: Coccomyxa subellipsoidea C-169
Lineage: Eukaryota; Viridiplantae; Chlorophyta; Trebouxiophyceae; Coccomyxaceae
Product: Oxysterol-binding protein
Exons: 7
Coding region: 1-1257 (418 amino acids)
Cellular component (GO): cytosol; membrane; intracellular membrane-bounded organelle
Molecular function (GO): sterol binding
Source: RefSeq, a predicted model, not a curated record